Molecule: messenger RNA, 4872 nt
Organism: Manis javanica (Malayan pangolin)
Lineage: Eukaryota; Metazoa; Chordata; Mammalia; Pholidota; Manidae
Gene: POMT2
Product: protein O-mannosyltransferase 2
Biological process (GO): protein O-linked glycosylation via mannose
Cellular component (GO): membrane; endoplasmic reticulum
Molecular function (GO): dolichyl-phosphate-mannose-protein mannosyltransferase activity
Source: RefSeq, a predicted model, not a curated record
AUGCUCUGCGCCACUAGCCGCCUCCUAGCGGCCGGGGCUGCGACUGUGCUACCCGCCCAGCCCAGAGGCCGGGGCCCCGCGCCCCGCUGCCGGCGCACGGAACUACAUUUCCCAGGGUACCGCGAGCUGCCCCUCUGUGGCUUCUCGGAGGGGAGGCUCGCAAGAUCCAGGUGCCUGCGGGUCGGAGGGCGAUCCUGAAGUGGGAAAGGAUGCCGCCUUCUGUAGACGGAGGCCUGGCAGGGUCCGAGCUGCGUCCCCGGAGGGGCCGCUCUGGGCUCCAGACUGCUAGGACCGUGCGCCCUAACAUGGCCGCCGAGGCUGCAGCGCAGAGCCCCAGACGGCCUGCUCAGGGUUCAGGGCGCUUCGAGGCGGCUGGCCAGUGGGCCCUGCUGGCCCUAGUGACGCUGCUGUCCUUCGCCACCCGAUUCCACCGUCUGGAAGAGCCUCAGCACGUCUGUUGGGAUGAGACUCACUUUGGAAAAAUGGGAAGUUACUAUAUCAACCGCACCUUUUUCUUUGACGUGCACCCACCUCUGGGAAAGAUGCUAAUAGGACUUGCUGGCUACCUGAGUGGAUAUGAUGGUACCUUUUUGUUCCAGAAGCCUGGCGACAAAUACGAGCAUCACAACUACAUGGGAAUGAGAGGAUUCUGUGCUUUCCUCGGCUCCUUGCUGGUCCCUUUGGCCUACCUCACUGUACUGGAGCUGUCCGGGUCCCUCCCAGCAGCACUGCUCACUGCUGCCCUCCUCACCUUUGACACAGGAUGCCUCACUCUGUCCCAGUACAUCCUCCUUGACCCCAUCUUGAUGUUCUUCAUCAUGGCUGCCAUGCUGAGCAUGGUCAAGUACAACUCCUGUGCUGACAGGCCCUUCUCUGCCCCCUGGUGGUUCUGGCUCAGCCUGACCGGCAUUAAUCUGGCUGGUGCUUUAGGGGUCAAGUUUGUUGGCCUCUUUAUCAUCCUGCAAGUGGGGUGCAACACCAUUUCAGACCUUUGGCAUCUGUUUGGAGACCUCAAUCUUUCAGUGGUGGCCGUAGGAAAACACCUGGCUGCUCGCAUCCUGUGCCUCAUAGUGCUGCCUCUGGCUCUCUAUACGGCCAUCUACGCUGUUCACUUCAUGGUGCUGAAUAAAAGUGGCCCUGGCGACGGCUUCUUCAGUUCUGCCUUCCAGUCCAGGCUUUCAGGAAACAGCCUUCACAAUGCUUCCAUCCCUGAACACCUGGCCUAUGGCUCUGUGAUCACUGUGAAGAACCUGCGGAUGGCCAUCGGCUACCUCCACUCCCACAGGCACCUCUACCCUGAGGGCGUUGGCGCCCGCCAGCAGCAGAUCACCACCUACUUGCACAAGGACUACAACAACCUGUGGAUUAUCAAGAAACAUAACACAAACUCAGAUCCCCUAGACCCUUCAUUCCCAGUGGAGUUUGUAAGACAUGGAGACAUCAUUCGACUAGAACACAAAGAGACUUCUCGGAACUUGCAUAGUCACUAUCAUGAAGCCCCCCUGACCCGGAAGCACUAUCAGGUCACUGGCUAUGGCAUAAAUGGGACAGGGGACUCAAACGAUUUCUGGCGGAUUGAGGUUGUAAACAAAAAAUUUGGAAACCGGAUCAAAGUGCUGAGAAGUCGAAUUCGCUUCAUCCAUCUAGUCACAGGUUGUGUCCUGGGCUCCUCAGGAAAGGUCCUGCCCAAGUGGGGCUGGGAGCAGUUGGAAGUUACCUGCACCCCUUAUUUAAAGGAAACUCUCAACUCCAUCUGGAAUGUGGAAGACCAUAUCAAUCCCAAAUUGCCAAACAUCAGCCUGGAUGUGCUGCAGCCCAGUUUUCCUGAGAUCUUGCUGGAGUCCCACAUGGUGAUGAUCCGGGGGAACAAUGGCCUCAAACCCAAGGACAAUGAGUUCACAUCCAAACCCUGGCACUGGCCUAUCAACUAUCAGGGCCUGCGCUUCUCAGGGAUCAAUGACACAGACUUCCGAAUAUAUCUGCUCGGCAACCCGGUGGUUUGGUGGCUGAACCUACUGAGCAUCACCCUCUACCUCCUCCUGGGGAGCUUCAUUGCUGUAGCUGUGCAGAGAGGGGCACAUCUGCCGCUGGAGGUUGAAGGCCUGUCCCAGGUGCUGCUGCAAGGAGGUGGUCAGCUCCUGCUGGGCUGGGUGCUCCAUUACUUCCCAUUCUUCCUCAUGGGCCGGAUCCUUUACUUCCAUCACUACUUUCCAGCCAUGCUCUUCUCCAGCAUGUUGACAGGCAUUCUGUGGGACACUCUCUUGCGGCUCUGUGCCUGGAGCCUGGCCUCCUACUCCCUGGCCAGGGGUGUCCAUGUAGCUGGAAUCCUGAGCCUGCUUCUGGGAGCUGCCUACAGCUUCUACCUCUUCCACCCGCUGGCUUAUGGGAUGGUUGGUCCCCUAGCCCAGGACCCCCAAAGUCCAAUGGCAGGACUAAGGUGGCUGGAAUCGUGGGACUUUUGAGACUCCAGCCUGUGUCCAGGAAUGUCCCAGGGACAACCAGCUGUGGAGCCUCCCCCCAGGUCCUCCCAGCUUCAGGGAAGCUGCCUGAGGAGCCUGAGGAAUCCUGCCGCCUGCCAGGACCAAGCUCUGGGAGCAUACCCGGAUGUUAACCCAGUGCUAGAGAGAGCUACAGCCCUGUCUGCAGAGAUCCCACCACUGGGAAUGGCUCAGCAAAACACAGCAUUUCUCAAGCCCAUUUCCCUGAGUGUGCAACAUGAGGAAGGAUGAGUGUGCAACAGUGCGUGUGAGUGUGAGGAUACAUUUGUCCAUAUACCUGUGGAAUAUAGACCAUGACUAUGGACAGCUGAGUGUCAUAAACUAAGAAACAGUCCAGGGCUACAGUAGUAUUUUCUGGCAUUUCUUUCACACUGGGUUUGGUUUGUAAGUAAGAGCCAUCAAAAAUUCUCUAACCUCUAAGAGGGCUGAGGUCACUCAGGCCACUGUGGGGUAUCACCAAGGGCAGAGCCGGUGGGACCAUCAGAGUUUGCUGCCCUCCUUCCCACAGGCAAAUACAGCCGAACACCCCUGAGCUGGGGGCCUGGCCUGCCAGCUGUUUCCCUGUGUGGCUUCCUUCUCUGUGGCAGUAGGUGGCUAGACUUCCUGCCUGCAACAUGCACAGAGGACUGAGCGCUUCAGAGCGAGGUGGCUGAGAACUCACCAGCCCUUGGGUGGCCCUCCUGAGCCCUUGGCUCCUCACGGCCUGAGAAUGUCGCAUGAUGGGACUGGUGGGUGAGAUGGCGUCCUGUCCUGGACGGCUGUGUUCCCAGGCCCAGGGUGCUGGGGGUGGUCUCUUGCUGCACCUCCUUCCCCCUGCAUCCAGCCUCGCUAUCAGGACAGGACAGGUGCUUCCCCUGGUGACUGCGCACCUCUGGGGCCCCUUUCUUAGCAGCUGAUAUAGAUGUGUGGCAGAGCCGGUACCUGUGUGGUGCAGGGCUGGGGUCCCCGUGGGGUGCCGGGGUGUGGGCUGCUCCAACCUGACUGCGCUGAGUUCCUGUCACUCACUAGGCAUUUCCCGCCUUUACUUCUCUAGUCCUCCCCUGCCGACACCUCCUUUCACUCCAUUUCCCUUUCUCUGUCACUGUUUCACCAAUAUCUUUUCCCCCAAAGACCCAGAGCACCUAGAAAUGAUUCAGAGUUUCUUUACUCUACCACUUUGAAGCCCAAGCAAGAAGCUCCAAUCUGUUCCUUUUACUUCCUUCCCAAAUAAAGGGGAUUAAGAAAAGCUUUGGGUCAGAAAUGAAGCAACCCAAGGCCAGCCCUUCAGCCUUCCUCCCUCCUCCCGGUGCAUGACAAAAUAUUUAUUUUGUCUCAGAGGACUGUGAUGCUUCGAGGUCUAAUGAUGAAUCCCUCCUCUGUAUCCGCCACCAAAUCUGACAGGGUCAGAGCUCUUCAGAGCAUCUUCAGGAGGCGGUUGCCACGGAGACUGGAAAUUGGUCCUGGGGACAGACUGUGCUACCUACUGGGUGGUGGGGAGGGGAGCUUCUGGCCACACUUGAAUGUUCAGACCAACCAUCAUUAAUGUUAAUAGAGGAAAUACAGCAAUGUCAAAAGCAAGGCAAGUUUGUUAAUUAGAUCUGGGGCCUGAUGACCUCCCUCUCUCAGGGCUCCAGCCCUUUUGACUUCCCCCAGCAGGAAACACUGCCUGGUGUGGAGUCUGGGCUGCUUACUUAAUUGCAUUUCUGGAAGGGAAGGAGAGCAGGGACAGAGAACCUCUGCUCAUCCCUCGGCCCCACUGCUGCCCCUUCUCUCCCUCCUGUGGGUGGACUUGGUUUCUUCUGAGCUGGGUGGGGGCAGAUGGGUGGGCUCUUCUGGAGGUAGAGGGCAAGAAUGUGUGCUUUAGCUCAUUAGCAAAGAACAGUGGCACCAGUGACAGCCAGGAGGUGGCUGAUGUUCCCUGGUACCUUCUUAGGAUCUUGCUGGAAGGGAGGAGCUCAAAGGAGCCAGAGAGGCAGCCGCUCUGAGUGAGGGGGAGGAAGGAGGCUCAUUUGGCCACACCACGAAGGGUUCCUCUCUCUCCCUGGCUUUCCAUGGAUGGAAGGAGUAUUGUCUGCUUCCUUCUUCCUCCUCCCUGCCCAGCCCGGCAGAUACUUCUCUGGGGAGAAGGCCACGUGGUCGACACAGCUUUGAGUGCUCAGGUUUGUUGUUGGAAAAUGCCCGGGAGAAGGGCUGUCAGGAUGGUGCACUGAAUGUGGGCUUCAGCCCCUGGAAAUUGGCAAAAAUGUGACAUGCCCCACAAACUUGCUGGUGGAGGAAGAAGACAUUGUUAGGCCAACCUGCAGCCAGCUGCUUUAGCUACAUUUUAUGUAUUUUUAAAAAGUUUCCACAUAUGAUCGAGGCCAUUACUUUUGCAAUAAAUAGCUCUUAUUUUGAA